This is a messenger RNA of Glycine soja, 993 nucleotides long. RefSeq lists its product as uncharacterized. The record is from RefSeq and is a predicted model, not a curated record. Bases 1 to 993 code for a protein of 330 amino acids. NCBI's taxonomy places the organism in Eukaryota, Viridiplantae, Streptophyta, Magnoliopsida, Fabales, Fabaceae. The transcript has a single exon.
AUGAAAUCUACUAAACCUGGUCAAGUUUGUAAGUUACAAAGAUCUCUCUAUGGGUUAAAGCAAGCCAGUCGUCAAUGGUAUGCUCAAUUAUCUACUUUUCUUGUGGCUCAUGGCUUCAAACAGUCUGUUACUAACUAUUCUCUCUUUACUUUGAAAAGAGAAAAUUCAUUCAUUGCAUUAUUGAUCUACGUUGAUGAUAUUGUUCUGAGUGGGAAUGAUCUCUCUGUUAUUUCUCAUAUUACAAAAUUACUGGAUGACACUUUUAAGAUGAAAGACCUUGGUAAUUUGGAGUAUUUUCUUGGAUUUGAAGUUGCUCGUGGAACCUCUGGUAUUAACAUUUGUCAAAGAAAGUAUGCUUUGGAUCUUCUCACCGAUACUGAUAUGUUAAAUUCUAAGCCUGUUUCUACUCCUUUUGAUUACUGUACCAGGUUACAUCAAUCAUUUGGAUCAUUGCUUUUUGAUACACAAAUUUCUUCAUAUAGACGCUUAAUUGUCAGGUUAAUAUACCUUACAAAUACCAAACCUGAUAUCACCUUUGCCGUUCAACACCUGAGUCAGUUCAUUGCUUCUCUCACUAUUGCUCAUUACAUGACUCUUUAUUGUAUUCUUCAAUACAUUAAAGUUGCUCCUAGUUUGGGUAUUUUCUUUCCUUCUACUAGUGAGUUUCAGCUCAAAGCCUUUAGCGAUUCUGAUUGGGCUGGUUGUAUUGAUACUAGAAAAUCCAUUACUGAUUUUUCUGUUUAUCUUGGUUCAUCACUUAUAUCAUGGAAAUCUAAGAAGCAAGCCACAGUCUCGAGAAGUUCUUUUGAAGCCGAAUAUCGUGCCCUUGCUACUGUAACUUGUGAAAUUCAAUGGCUCAUAUAUUUGCUUCAUGACUUUGGUAUUAUUCAAAAGCCUGCUUUAGUGUUAUGCGACAAUAAAUCAGCUCUCCACAUUGCAGCUAAUCUGUCUUCCAUGAAAGAACCAAACAUAUUGAGAUUGAUUGUCACUUGA